Messenger RNA from Bactrocera tryoni, 1782 nucleotides. RefSeq lists its product as uncharacterized. The record is from RefSeq and is a predicted model, not a curated record. Lineage: Eukaryota; Metazoa; Arthropoda; Insecta; Diptera; Tephritidae. Bases 85 to 1563 code for a protein of 492 amino acids. The transcript is spliced from 2 exons.
AACCUAUUAGUAGAAAUCUAAUAAAUACUAAACUAAGAAAAUGCUAUUUGCAAAUAUGUUAUUUUAAUGGCAUAUUAAGAAAUAAUGAAUUUUUUAGAACAUUUGUGCAAAAUGGAAAACAACCGAGAUGAAAGCGAUCAAGUAGUUCAGUUAAAAGAAGGUAUACAUAAAAAGUUUGCGGACUUGCGAGCGGCUCUUCAAAUGAGGGAAAAGUUGUUACUUAGGCAAUUGGAAGUAGUGACAUCAACAAAGCAGCAUUUAACUGAAUGUGGGGCUGAAAACACUAUUCUAAUGAAAUCCAGAACAAAUGAAGAUUAUGACAUAAAGAUAUUAUUUGAAGAUGAGGCUGAACUACUACGUUCGAUUCGAUCCUUCGGGCGGUUUCAACUGGGGUCCAUGGUGUUAGCUCUUAAACAAGAGGAUUAUAUAACUCCCAACUGUGACCAUGAAAUAAUGUACAAAAAAAUUCAAUCUGAUGAAAAUCAAAGCAACUUCUUACCUCAACACAAACAAUUUUCCCAAGUUUCUGAUUCUGUUUCGGUUGAUUUUUCUAAAGAUAAAACUUUGAUUGAACAUAAUGUGAAAUAUAUAAAUGAUUCCAUAGUAAAUAUAACACUUGAGGAAGCUAAAGAACUUAUAAGAAGAACUCAAGUAAUAAAUCAAGCUCCAAUACAUCAACUAAAUUUGGAAGAGUUGGAUGAUGACGUGGAAUCUCCCAUUGUUGAAGCCGUAUCUAAUUUGAGCCGCGAUUCUUAUAAUAAGAGAAGCGAAACUGUUAACAUGUCAAAUAUAUCGGACACAUCUUCUGUGAAAUUAACAAAAGCUGUUCGAAACAAACCAAGAGUUACCAUUAACAAUUGCAACGGGAUUAUUAACCUUCGUAAUAUUUCCAGCGUAACAAUAAAUUGUGGUAAUGAGAAUUGUGACCAUCUUGAUGACAUGAAAGUUUAUAAGAACAUGACAGAUAUAUCAGAACUUUCUACACCCGGUUCAUUGGAUUCGUCCUCUAAUCACUCAAGUAAUUCAAGUUCUAGAUCCCAAUCGAAAAAAACAAAAAAAUACACAAUUAAUGCAGAGGGUCACAUUGAAGCAAAAAAACAGUCUAAUCAACAUUUACAUAAUGUAUCAGUGGUCCCCAUAAAUACUCACUCAACCAUAUCUUUCGAAGAAAAUGAUUGUGGUAAUAAUGGAGCAACCGCAAAAGGUGCUGAAAUAACUUGCGACUUUUACAAUCGCUUGUUCAAUGAAAUCAAACGUAAUAUGGAUCAAAAAAGACCACCGGUUAAUAUGGGGAUGCUUAGAAAACCACUACCUUCACAACCACAAAAGGGAUCAACCGAGCAAAACAAUCCAAAUCCAGUUUUAUUGGAAGAAACUUUACAAACAGAGCCACAAUUAGUUUUAAAAAAUUUUGAAAAUCUUAACAUUUUUCUAAAAAAUGACAAAAGCAAUGAACCAAUCAGUUCAGUUCAUAUAGAGCAUUGGUUAUCAGAGAUUAUUAAAGACACAGAUUUAGAGCCAAUGCAAAACAAUGAAAUAUUAGAGCAUAGCAAAUUGAAAUAAUAAUCAUGGUUUAAAAACGAAUAUCUUGAUUUGUUAGCGUUAAGUUCAGUAUUAUGAAAAUUCCGCAUUAUUCUAAUGCCCGUUUAAUAAUGUCACAUUCAUGUUUGUAUAUCUUAUAUACAAAAAUUCUUCAUAACUUAAAGUCGUGUAUUAAUAAUGAAAUCCUCACAUACAUUUUUGCACAAAUAAAUAAAAUGAACUCAUUUAUUUUAUAACGGA